Molecule: messenger RNA, 4355 nt
Organism: Castor canadensis (American beaver)
Lineage: Eukaryota; Metazoa; Chordata; Mammalia; Rodentia; Castoridae
Source: RefSeq, a predicted model, not a curated record
CGGGCGGCACGGAAGGGCCGGGACUAGGCGCGGCGAUGUUACCCUACACCGUGAACUUCAAGGUGUCGGCGCGCACGCUCACGGGCGCCCUCAACGCCCACAACAAGGCGGCGGUGGACUGGGGCUGGCAAGGUUUAAUUGCUUACGGAUGCCACUCGCUUGUGGUAGUGAUUGAUUCCAGUACUGCCCAAACACUUCAAGUUUUAGAAAAACAUAAAGCUGAUGUUGUUAAGGUCAAGUGGGCCAGGGAAAAUUAUCACCAUGACGUUGGCUCCCCCUAUUGCCUGCGCCUGGCUUCUGCUGACGUCAGUGGGAAGAUGGUGGUGUGGGACGUAGCAGCAGGAGUUGCUCAGUGUGAGAUCCAGGAGCAUGCCAAGCCCAUCCAGGAUGUUCAGUGGUUGUGGAACCAAGAUGCUUCCCGAGAUUUACUGCUUGCUAUCCACCCACCGAACUACAUCGUGCUCUGGAAUGCAGAUACAGGCACCAAACUGUGGAAGAAGAGCUACGCAGAUAACAUUCUUUCCUUCUCUUUUGACCCUUUUGAUCCCUCACAUUUAACUCUACUCACCAGCGAGGGUAUUGUAUUCAUCUCAGACUUCUCUCCAUCCAAGCCUCCCUCAGGCCCUGGGAAAAAAGUGUACAUCUCCAGCCCACACUCCAGCCCUGCUCAUAACAAGCUUGUUGCAGCCACAGGAGCCAAGAAGGCUCUUAAUAAAGUCAAAAUUUUAAUCACUCAGGAGAAGCCUAGUGCUGAGUUCAUGACUCUCAAUGACUGCCUGCAGUUGGCCUAUCUGCCUUCGAAAAGGAGUCACAUGGUGUUGCUGUAUCCUCGAGAGAUCCUGAUCCUUGACCUUGAGGUGAAUCAAACCGUGGGGGUGAUCGCGAUAGAACGCACAGGAGUUCCGUUCCUGCAGGUAAUACCCUGCUUUCAGCGUGAUGGUUUAUUUUGCCUACAUGAAAAUGGUUGUAUAACCUUACGUGUUCGAAGAUCUUACAGUAGCAUUUUCACCACUUCAAAUGAUGAGGCAGAUCCAGAUCCUGUUCAGGAGCUUACGUAUGAUUUACGAAGCCAGUGCGAUGCAAUCAGGGUGACAAAAACAGUCCGUCCCUUCAGCAUGGUGUGCUGUCCUGUCAAUGAGAAUGCAGCUGCCCUCAUAGUGAGUGACGGCAGGGUCAUGAUAUGGGAACUCAAGUCUGCUGUGUGUAAUCGAAGUUCACGGAACAGUAGUUGUGGUGUGUCACCUUUAUAUUCACCAGUGUCUUUCUGUGGAAUUCCUGUGGGAGUGCUACAGAAUAAACUCCCAGACCUUUCCCUAGAUAAUAUGAUCGGGCAAAGCGCAAUUGCUGGGGAGGAGCAUCCCAAAGGUUCCACUCUGCAGGAAGUGCACCUCAAAUUUCUGCUAACAGGACUGCUUUCAGGACUGCCCUCCCCUCAGUUUGCCCUUCGUAUGUGCCCACCGCUGACCACAAAAAACAUCAAGAUGUAUCAGCCACUGCUUGCUGUUGGUACAAGUAAUGGUUCUGUCCUGGUAUACCACCUAAACAAUGGUCUGCUACACAAGGAGUUAAGUGUCCACUCAUGUGAAGUCAAGGGUAUUGAAUGGACAAGUUUGACCAGUUUUCUUUCUUUUGCUACCUCAACACCAAACAAUAUGGGUUUAGUGAGAAAUGAACUUCAGCUGGUUGAUCUUCCAACAGGUAGGAGCAUUGCUUUUCGUGGUGAACGUGGCAACGAUGAAUCACCCAUUGAAAUGAUUAAAGUAUCUCACUUGAAGCAAUAUUUGGCAAUUGUAUUUAAGGAUAAACCCCUGGAGUUAUGGGAUGUUAGGACUUGUACCCUUCUUAGAGAAAUGUCCAAAAAUUUUCCUGCAAUAACUGCAUUGGAAUGGUCACCAUCGCACAACUUGAAGAGCCUGAGAAAGAAACAGCUUGCUACCCGAGAGGCCAUGGCCCGCCAGACUGUUGUCUCGGAUGCAGAGCUGAGUAUCGUUGAGUCAUCUGUGAUCAGUUUGUUGCAGGAGGCAGAAAGCAAAUCUGAACUCAGUCAGAACAUCUCUGCUCGGGAGCAUUUUGUAUUUACUGAUAAUGAUGGCCAAGUUUAUCAUCUCACUGUUGAAGGAAACUCUGUGAAAGACAGUGCUCGGAUUCCACCAGAUGGAAGUAUGGGUAGUAUUACCUGUAUCGCUUGGAAAGGGGAUACAUUGGUCCUUGGAGAUAUGGAUGGAAAUUUAAAUUUUUGGGAUUUAAAAGGCAGAGUAUCCAGAGGAAUACCUACACAUCGAAGUUGGGUAAAGAAGAUUCGUUUUGCCCCUGGCAAAGGAAACCAGAAGUUAAUAGCAAUGUACAAUGAUGGUGCUGAAGUAUGGGACACUAAAGAGGUUCAGAUGGUGAGCAGUUUAAGAAGUGGAAGAAACGUGACCUUUCGGAUUUUAGAUGUGGACUGGUGCACGUCAGAUAAAGUGAUCUUGGCAUCUGAUGAUGGGUGCAUCAGAGUCCUGGAGAUGUCUAUGAAGUCCACAUGUUUCAGGAUGGAUGAGCAGGAAUUAAUUGAGCCUGUAUGGUGCCCAUAUCUCCUUGUUCCAAGAGCUUCCCUUGCCCUCAAAGCCUUCUUGUUACAUCAGCCUUGGAAUGGGAAGUAUUCUUUGGACAUUUCUCACAUUGAUUAUCCAGAAAAUGAAGAAAUAAAGAUUCUCCUUCAAGAGCAGUUGAAUUCAUUGUCUAAUGACAUAAAGAAACUCUUACUGGAUCCAGAAUUCACACUCUUGCAGAGGUGCCUGCUUGUUUCCAGGCUUUAUGGUGAUGAGUCGGAGCUACACUUCUGGACGGUAGCAGCUCACUACCUGCACAGCUUGUCCCAGGCCAAGUCUGGGAGCACCACAGCGACCAAGGAAGCCACCCCUCGGGACAAGUUGAGCAACCCACUGGACAUCUGUUACGAUGUCCUCUGUGAAAAUGCCUAUUUCCAGAAAUUUCAGCUAGAAAGGGUUGAUCUACAGGAAGUAAAGCGGUCAACUUACGCUCACACCAGGAAGUGUGCAGACCAGCUCCUGCUCUUGGGUCAAACAGACAGAGCUGUGCAGUUGCUGUUGGAAACAAGUGCAGAUAACCAGCAUUAUUAUUGUGACUCACUGAAAGCCUGUUUGGUCACCACUGUCACUUCUUCAGGCCCCUCUCAGAGCACCAUUAAGCUGGUGGCAACUAACAUGAUUGCCAAUGGCAAGUUGGCAGAGGGCGUUCAGUUGCUCUGCCUGAUAGACAAGGCUGCAGAUGCCUGCCGCUACCUGCAGACCUACGGCGAGUGGAAUCAAGCAGCCUGGCUUGCAAAGGUCCGUUUAAGUUCUGAAGAGUGUGCUGAUGUUCUAAAGCGGUGGGUUGACCACUUGUGUUCUCCACAAGUCAACCAGAAAUCAAAGGCUCUUCUGGUCCUUCUUUCUCUGGGCUGCUUUUCCAGUGUGGCAGAGACACUUCACAGCAUGAGGUACUUUGAUAGAGCGGCCUUAUUUGUGGAAGCUUGUCUCAAAUAUGGUGCAUUUGAAGUCAACGAGGACACAGAGAAACUCACUGCUGCCGUCUAUGCAGACUAUGCACGAAGCUUGAAGAGCCUUGGUUUUAAACAGGGAGCAGUUCUUUUUGCUUCAAAAGCUGGAGCAGCCGGCAAAGAAUUAUUGAAUGAGCUUGUGUCCCACAAGGAAGAACUAACUGAGGAGUGACAGGCUGUGUGCUGGGGGUCUGAUGUUGAAGGCACAGUAGGAGGGGUUGCUGACAUGGCCAUGGUCACAGUCGUCCACACCCAUGUGGAGGAUGGUCCUUGUGAGCACUUUGACUACUUCUAAUGCCGAGUGUGCUCAGAGUGUGGAGGGAGUGCUGAUGCCAGGAGCUCAGAAAAACACACAUCUAGAGUUUGCGUGCAACAUUUUAUACUUUGGGAGAAAAAGCUUUAAGAUCUCUGGAAAUACUUUUAAUUUUUUUAAACUUAAAAUUCAAGAGAUUGAAUUGCUUUUCUCAUUAACUAACUUUCAAGAUGUUUGAAAAACGUGUACUAAAAACUUUGUGAAGCCAGUUUUCAAAUAUGUGCUGUGCUUGUGUUUAUAUACAAUCAUUCCAGAUACAAACAUGGAAGAAAUAUUUAAAGAUAGCUUACCGAAGUGAUUUUUGUUUUCUUACCUUGAAAACACUGUUGAUUCCUUGGUUUAGGUAGUGGCUGAAUGUUGUGAUUUUGGUCUCAUAAACUCAUGGGAAAGUCUUUGCUUUGUGUUUGGUUUCAGUAUGUGUGGUCUUUGAUAGUUUGAAUUUUAAUUCUCCUGUGAUACAUUACAAUAACCUCAUUUUGGAGUCUCUUUGUACUUUAAUUUUCU